Messenger RNA from Aureobasidium pullulans EXF-150, 876 nucleotides. RefSeq names its product kinase subdomain-containing protein. The record is from RefSeq and is a predicted model, not a curated record. Bases 1 to 876 code for a protein of 291 amino acids. The transcript has a single exon. NCBI's taxonomy places the organism in Eukaryota, Fungi, Ascomycota, Dothideomycetes, Dothideales, Saccotheciaceae.
AUGGCCGCGGCGUUAGCGGCCGACGAGGUUCAGCCUCUCGACAUCCAGAACCUAGCCAUCAACGAUUCCACAUUCAAUCGCCUCCUUACAAGACUCGCACUGAAGACUUGGGGAAGGUUGUACAAGUCUGAUGGCUUUUGUAGCCCCAUAUCGAGAAAGAAGAUAGUCAAGACUGGCCCUUACGUUCAUUUGACCGAAGCCGCGACCAUGAGGUACAUCGCCGAAAAUACAUCAAUCCCAGUACCGAGAGUGCAUUGCGCAUUUGCUCACAAAGGUCGCUCUUUCAUCGUGAUGGAGCGUAUCCAUGGGGAAGAGAUACCCGCCGCUUGGAAUCGGCUUGGAGAGGAGGGGCGAGCGAAAAUCUUCGCACAGCUCAAAGGCAUGAUCGAGGAAAUGAGGUUUUUGGAACCUCCGCCGGGCACUGGAGUACAGAGUUGCGUUGGAGGCAGUCUCUAUGACUCACGAAUGAACAGAAACGAAACUCGCUUCGGCCCGUUCGCGACCAUUCAAGACUUUCACAUCUGGCUUCGAAAAGGCUUUCGCUCCACCGACCGUACACAAUCUAGCAAUCUGGAAAGCUCUGAAGAGAAACAGCUGGAAGAAAUGGAAGCUAUGCAGGAUGGUCCAUGGCCACACCCUGUUUUCACACAUGCUGAUCUCAACCCAUCCAACAUCUUGGUUCGAGGCGAGGAGGUUGUAGGCAUCAUUGAUUGGGAAUUUGCAGGUUGGUAUCCGCACUAUUGGGAGUACACUUCCGCAUGGUUUGGAAACCUGGUCAGGACUGGUUGGCAGGAUUGUCUGAGCCGCUUCCUCGAGACGUUUCCCGCAGAGUUCGAGAUGGAGAAAACACGAAACAAGUGGUGGGGUGAAUUCUGA